CGCGAGUGUAUGGAGUCACCCAGUCUUCUCGGAGAGCAAUGUAGCUCGGUUACCUAAUAAAAACAUGGCGGUGUUGAUAUGUUUUGGUUCACGGCCGGUUGAUGGUAGUUGAACUGAGAGGGACAAAAAUGUCAGCAACUUUAUGGAGAUAUCCACGACAAAAUGUGAAGAUCGGACUCUUUUUGCGACGAAAGGGUUCCUUUCCAUGGAGUAAAAAUGUCUUCCACGAUACGCUUAAAUUAUGUGAAGCAUGCAGCAGGAGAUGCCAAUUAGCCAAUCAUACAUUUAUAAGGUACAUCUACAGCCAAGGUUAUAAACAUGUAAGAGGUGUUUCAAGCAAUGCAAGUGGAUCCAGUGGAAACAAUGGUGAAACAUCAGAUGAUAUUUCUCAAGUUGUGCCUGUAAGAAAAAAGGUCACUAAAGGAGAACGUUCAAAAAGAAUCUUCAAAAUGUCACCAUCAGAUGUCAAUUAUAACAGACAAUAUUACCAAAACACCUUUAUCUCUACCACUCGUGCCAUGAGUGACUAUCUUCUUAAACCAAGUGAUUUAGAGGGAUUGAAGACAACAGCAGUGCGUAGUGCUUACAGUGACCCACAACAACCACCUGAUGUUUGCUACUUAAAAUCAGAUGUAGAGACAAAAGCUUAUGAAGUUUGGGGAAGCCCUGAAGCUCUUUCCAGAGAGAAAUGGAACAGGAAAAAGGCAUAUGAGGAAAGUGAACGUUACAGGAAAGGCCUUGGAGCACUAAUAGGACACUUAAAGAAGACAAUAAGAGAUCACACUAAGAAGAAGGAAGAAAACAAGCAUUUUGGUGAGAGAACACAAAGAAAUAUGAUGCUAAAAGGUUCUGCAAAAGUUGUAACUUAUGCAAUUUGCAGUAACUGUGCUGUGAUGCUGUUAAAGUUUGGUGCAUAUCUAUACACUGGAUCAGCAAGCAUGUUGUCUGAAUCUAUUCAUUCCUUGGCUGAUAUGUUAAACCAGUGCUUGUUAGCUGUUGGAAUAUUGCAAUCAAUUAAGAAGCCUUCUCCAGAUCAUCCGUAUGGCUGGUCAAGAGCUCGUUAUGUGUAUUCACUUAUCAGUGGUGUUGGAAUUUUUUUCCUUGGAGCUGGUGUUACAGUUUAUCAUGGUGUAGCAGGCCUGAUUAAUCCAGCUCCCCUUGAGAAUCUUGUUAUGGCCUAUACCAUACUAGCUGGAUCGUUCCUAGUGGAAGGAGCCACUCUGCUGCUGGCCAUUGGACAAGUAAGGAAGAGUGCACGGGAAAGUGGAAUAUCUUUUAAAGAAUAUGUGAUACGGGGCCGAGAUCCAAGUGCAGUAACAGUGAUGUUGGAGGAUGGUGCUGCUGUAGCUGGAGUGAUGCUGGCUACUGGGUGUCUUGGUCUUACAUCGUACACUGGAAGCCCUGUGUUUGAUGCCAUGGGAUCAGUUAUGAUCGGAGGUACUGAUUACAGUUAUCAAAAUAAAGCCCAAGCUUUAAUAAGUCUCAUGGACUUGUACACAAGUAACCAUACAAAAUCGCACCAGAAAAAAUCCACUAUCAGAAUUGCUGCUUCUUUUUUGUUAAACCAUAAUUUGCAUUUUUCCUUUAGAUCCCUACAUGAUGUAAAAGCCACCGAGAUGGGAGCAGAUGUAGUUCGGUUUAAGGCUGAGGUUAACUUUGAUGGACGAGAAAUAACUCGGUGUCAUCUCAACAGAGUUGACAUGGAACUGCUAUUAGAGGAAGUACAACAGCUGACAACAGUACCAGAACUGGAACUUUUUCUUCUAGAACAUGGGGAAGAAGUGAUUGAUAUGUUGGGUCAACAAGUGGACCGAAUUGAGAAAAAUAUCAAGAAAAGAAAUCCUGAAGUACGUCACGUGGACCUGGAGAUCCUGUGAUGUCACUCGUUACACGUGAUGCCACGUCGACGUGGACAGAACAGGAACUUCUAAGAUCGUCAGAGAGAAUCUCGCGUGCUAAGGUUGAAGAGAUGCUUUUAUCACAAAGCGAUAGCGUUCUUUAACGAUACACGCAACUGCGACCAGAGCUGUAUGCCCUGCUAAUUUAUAAUGUGGACUCAAUGUGAGCUCUGUUGAUUUUCUUACAGUUGUAUUCGGAAGAUAACUAAUCAGAUGUCAAUCAUGUAUGUGGGUUUUCGGCAGUUUCGAACCGAGCACAAAAGUGGUCGGCACCAAAGGCUUUUAUUAAACUAAGAGCUGUUUAAGCUGCUGUUUUAUAACCACGUGUAAAGAUCACGUGUAGUCUGCGGGUAAAAGUUAAAAACUACAAGUUGAAGAUAAUAAAAGACAAGGUCGCACACGAGCCAACUGGCGCAUCUUGCCGGAGCUGUGGCUUGAAUUGCUUGCUAAUCUCGGGUUAAGUGAACUCGCUGAAAAUUAAAACAAAAUGGCGAAGCUCUCGCACGUUUGUCUGCAUGGACACGUAAAAGCUCCUGCCUUGUUAUUUUUUUCCCAGUUAGUUUCAGCGCAGUAUUUAUUAUACACAGUGCUUCCUAUCUCCAGUCUGGUAUCCAAUUUACAUAAUCCAAAGGCGCAGAUUUUCACACUUUACUGAAAGAAAAUUGCGAAAAAAGAAUCUCCAUCUGUAUUGGGAUAGCUUUUCAUACGUGAUGUUGACUUAAAACUUCCUUUUAAGGUUACUGUAUACCUUCAAAGGUGUCUGAUGUCCAAGCGAUGUGGCGCGUCCGGUUUAAACUGUUUAAAUUAAAGCUUAUGGAGCUGGCUAUCAAACUAUACCAAGAAGUUUGAAAUAAAACGAAAUGGCGAAUUUUUUACGACCUCUAAUGCCCAAAACCCAGAAUGCCUACAGAAAGGCUUUUAAAUGAACUGAGUUUCCAUUCCAUAAAUACAUUGAUCUGUUCUACUUUUCAUUUUAUUGAUAUUGAUGUACAUUUCAGUUUUAGUUAUUUACAUUUUAGUUUUAUAGCUAAAAUAGUUUAUUUUUUCCCUUAUAUUGAAGAAGCAGAUUUGAACUGACUGCAACUGCGUUACUAUGCCAAUCUGGAAAGCGCGAAUAGUUAGAUUUGACAAUGACAUUGAUCAAACCACAAGGAUAAAUUAAAUACUAUUAAUAAUUGAUAACCAAUAUUAAAUAAUAUUAUUAUACUAUUUAUUAAUAAUCUUUGGAUAACAUUUUCAGUAACAGUUUCGAAUAACAAUACUGACCAAAGUUCAAAUGAGGCCUAAAUUUUGUCAAAUAAUUCUAGAGUUCACUCCUUUCUGAUUCGCGCUGUAAACAGGUCCCAUGUUGAUUCUACAAAUUGUCAGCUAAACAUGUUUCCUCAACACCA
Orbicella faveolata is the source of this 3289-nucleotide messenger RNA. RefSeq names its product proton-coupled zinc antiporter SLC30A9, mitochondrial-like. Gene Ontology annotation, cellular component: endoplasmic reticulum; membrane. Gene Ontology annotation, biological process: intracellular zinc ion homeostasis; transmembrane transport; zinc ion transport. The record is from RefSeq and is a predicted model, not a curated record. Lineage: Eukaryota; Metazoa; Cnidaria; Anthozoa; Scleractinia; Merulinidae. Gene Ontology annotation, molecular function: monoatomic cation transmembrane transporter activity.